Molecule: messenger RNA, 2238 nt
Organism: Arvicanthis niloticus (Nile rat)
Lineage: Eukaryota; Metazoa; Chordata; Mammalia; Rodentia; Muridae
Gene: Znf385c
Product: zinc finger protein 385C
Cellular component (GO): nucleus
Molecular function (GO): zinc ion binding; nucleic acid binding
Source: RefSeq, a predicted model, not a curated record
AUGAAGCGGCCACUGAGCCCACGCCCCUCAGGUGAGAAGGAGCCCCCCACAACUGAAGCAUCUGAGUGUCCCCCUCAGUCUCCAGAAUCAUCAAAGCCUAAGCGGGAAAGAAAACGGCCCUCCUACACACUCUGCGAUGUCUGCAACAUCCAGCUAAACUCUGCAGCCCAGGCCCAGGUGCAUUGUGGGGGACGCGCCCACCAGCGAAGGCUUCGGCAGCUCAGCCAGGGCAAGACCUCCACGGGGCCAGCAGGUCCGGCCUCCAGCGCCCCCAGCCCCUUGCUGGCCUCCCUGACCCUGCCUACCCGGCCUCUGCAACCCCCGCUGGACUUGAAGCACCUGUUCACCUUUCACCUCAAUGGCACCACCCCGCUCAGUCUCUUCCCCAACUUCAGCACGAUGGACCCAGUCCAGAAAGCUGUCAUCAGCCACACAUUUGGGGUCCCCUCCCCUCUGAAGAAGAAGCUGUUCAUCUCCUGUAACAUCUGUCAUCUGCGGUUCAACUCAGCGAACCAGGCUGAAGCUCAUUAUAAGGGCCAUAGACACGCCAGAAAACUCAAGGCUGUGGAAGCUGCCAAGAACAAGCAGAAGCCUCGAACCCUGACCGCAAACGGGACAGUCUCACCUCCAACCAGUGGAAGCCCUGGAACACCCCAGAGCAAAGAUCCUGCAUCCCCUCCUCUCGGCCCUCCACUUCAGCUACCGCCGAACCCAGACCCAUCAGCCGGAGACCCAGCCCACUCAGAACUUUCUGAUGCUGCUGCUUCCUCUUCCUCUUCCUCCUCCUGCCCACCCUGCUCCCCAGAUCCUAGCAGGGAAGCCCCAGGGCCUGAGCCAGCAGAAGUGGCUGUGGGGAGUGGAGUGAAUGGGGAAGGCAGGGGCGAGAAGGGACGCCUCUACUGCCCUACCUGUAAAGUGACAGUGAACUCCGCCUCUCAGCUUCAGGCUCACAACACAGGAGCUAAGCACAGAUGGAUGGUGGAAGGUCAUCAAGGGGCUCCCCGAAGGGGCAGGGGCCGUCCUGUGUCCCGAGGAGGGACUGGACACAAGACAAAGAGAGUAAUAGGAAGUCGUGGGAGCCGGCAGGGACCCAGCCCUCUUUUCCAUUGUGCUCUCUGUCAGCUCCAUGUCAAUUCAGAGACCCAGCUCAAGCAGCACAUGAGCAGUCGGAGGCACAAGGACCGGCUGGCUGGGAAGCCCCCCAAGCCCUCCAGCCAGCACAGCAAACUGCAGAAACACACAGCACUGGCUGUCAGUGUUCUCAAGUCUAAAUUGGCCUUGCAGAAGCAACUCACCAAGACGCUGGCGGCCCGCUUCCUGCCCGGCCCGCUGCCCAGCACAGCUGCUGCCAUCUGUGCCCUGCCAGGACCCCUGACCCUCCGGCCUGCCGCAACAGCAGCGGCUACCCUCUUCCCUGCUCCUGUGCUGGGCCCAGCUCUGUUCCGCACUCCAGCAGGAGCUGUCCGUCCCACCGCAGGACCCAUCCUUUUUGCUCCCUAUUAGGGGACUCGGAAUGGCCACAUCCUAUCUCUACAGGCCAGACACUUGUCGCCACAUCCCACAGAGACUGCCUUUUGCAGUUUCCAGGUUCCCACCCAACCUGGGUAUCUGCUUUUCACUCAGACCGGGGCUUUUCCAGUCCACUGGCUCUGAGGACCACUGCUACCCUCCUUUCCUGGGCCAAGCCUAGGCUGCCCUGCAUCUAUGGUUCAACAGUACCCAAAGAUCUAUGAAAAAAUCUCAGCCCAGGUCUCAUGGUGCUCUCAUACCCCACCCCUACCAGACUUACACAAAGCUGACACAUCUUGGCUCCCAAGAGCCAGCCUCUCCUGCCAUGUUCUAGAACUGUCUGGACAAUCACUAGAGAGGGAGCUCAAACUGAAGUGGGCUGGGACCUGUCAAGCGUAUUUGCCAUGGGGGAGCCAGGUAUGGUGGUGCAUGCCUGCAAUUCUAGGACCUGUACUAUAAGUCAGUCUGGGCCAUAUCACUAGACACUGUCUCAAACAAUGCAAAACAACCACAUGUUGACUACAGAGUAUGUAUGGCAAAGGGCCAUAGAGGUAAGAGGUCCCCAAAGUUCUUAAAUUAAAAAAAUGCACUGUGAAUGGGAGGCAGAGUUGAAAGGAAGCUCCAUCUGUUCUGUGGGGAUGGGGCUCAAAGGUAAGAGUGGUGUUCAGGCUGGGCCUGACUGUGUAGCCCUGGCUGGUCUGGAACUAUGUAGGCUGGCAAACUCAAGAA